GCCCUGGGCCGUGCCCUGCACACCCUGGAUGUGCCUGGGCUGCACCCCACACCCCUGUCUGUGCCCCAGGAUGUGCCACACGCCCCGGGAUGUGUGUUAGGAUGAGACCCAGGAUGUGUCUUGGCCCCCACACAGCGUGCCAGGGGCUGUGCCAUCACCCCCACGGUCCCACCGGGCUCUGCUGCGUGCCCUGUGGGGUGUUCCAGGUUCUGUGUCCCCUUGGCUGCUCCCCUCUGGUCACCAGGGCCCUCCUGCACUGCUGGGGGGCACAGGGGCUGCUGCAUCACUGGGGCAUCCCCACGGCUCCACUGCAGAGAGGGACAUGGCCCAUCCUGCCAGCAGGACACCCCGGGGUGCCAGCCAGCGCCUGGGCAGGGCCAGGUCUCUGCCAGGGCCCCUGUCCUGCUGCCCCGGGAGAAUGGGCACCCCCAGAGGGCUGCGGGCACUCGCAGCCACCUUGGGACCUCUCUGCAGGAGCCACACCUGCCCUGCAUCCUGGGUGACCCCCCAGGUGCAGCUCCUGUCCUGGGCACAGUGCCACGUGAGGGUGUGACAGUCACCCAGGGCCAGCCCCAGCAUCCCUCCCCUGGCUGCCCAAGGCCAGCGUUUUGUGGCCAUUAAUCAUGUCCUAGAACAGCUAAGCCGCUGUGGGCACCAAAAUCUGUGCUGUUCCCAGGGUUGUUUUCUUUUUAUCAGCCCCACACCCCAGGCACUGGCACAGGGCAAGCACUUGGCAGGGCAGGCUGAGGUGCUGGCCCUGGCUGGGGACCUUGGUGGGCUCUGGCUCUUGCAGGGGGCUGUGCUUUCCUGCACAAUGUGAACUCUCUCCAGCAGUUUUCUUGGUGCCCGUGGUUCCUUUGGAGAGAUGGAGGAUCGGGUGGCUUCCCCAUGGGGCAGAGCUCCUGCCAGGGCAGCCAGCCCUCACUUUGCCCAGGAGCCACCAGCAGCACCCAGCAAGGAGGGCACUGCAGAGAGUCCAGCCCCACUGCUGCCAGCAGGAAGAAGAAGCACAGCAGUGCCUUUAUCUUGUGUUCCCUUUGGCCAAAGGAGCUGCUAAGGGCAGGUUGACAUGGACAGUCACCUGGGGACAGGAGCUGGGAGCCCUGGGAGCCCUGGCAUGGCUGGGCCCUUGCCCUGGGCACCGCAGCCCCAAUGCCACGAGCUGAGGUGUGAUAGGAGCAGCCACAUCAGCUGAUGGAGAAUUGUGGCUAUAAAAAACCCCUGCUGGCCCCUGCAGAGCCACACCGAGCCCACCAUGGCCAACGUGCUGCCUGCCUGCCUGCUCGUGGCCCUGCUGCUCCUGGCCCCAGCCCUGGCAGAGCAGCAGGAGCGAGGGCUCAUCAUGAACCUGGACAUCGGGGAGCUGUGCCUGCAGAGUGCCCAGUGCAAGAGCGGCUGCUGCCACCGCGUCGACGGGCUCAGCCUGGCCCGCUGCGCCCCCAGGGCAGCCGAGACCCAGGAGUGCUCUCCCAAGAGCAUCUAUGGGGUGUACUACAAGUGUCCCUGUGAGAACGGCCUGACCUGCGACGCCGACAAAACCAUCGUGGGCUCCAUCACCAACAAGGACUUCGGGCUCUGCAGGGACCCCCGGGACUCCAGGAGGCGGUGAAGAAAGAGCCCCCCUGUGCCCCUCUGUGCCGCCCCUGCCUCUCCCCCUCUCCAGGCAUUCCUGGCUCUAGCUGUGCAAGGAUUUGAAUAAAGACCAGCUUCUGCAGA
Passer montanus (Eurasian tree sparrow) is the source of this 1716-nucleotide messenger RNA. RefSeq names its product colipase (gene CLPS). Gene Ontology annotation, cellular component: extracellular region. The transcript is spliced from 3 exons. NCBI's taxonomy places the organism in Eukaryota, Metazoa, Chordata, Aves, Passeriformes, Passeridae. Bases 1256 to 1609 code for a protein of 117 amino acids. Gene Ontology annotation, biological process: digestion; lipid catabolic process; positive regulation of catalytic activity. Gene Ontology annotation, molecular function: lipase binding; enzyme activator activity. The record is from RefSeq and is a predicted model, not a curated record.